Messenger RNA from Nicotiana attenuata, 1313 nucleotides. RefSeq names its product tropomyosin. Bases 85 to 1053 code for a protein of 322 amino acids. The transcript is spliced from 9 exons. The record is from RefSeq and is a predicted model, not a curated record. Lineage: Eukaryota; Viridiplantae; Streptophyta; Magnoliopsida; Solanales; Solanaceae.
CUAGAAAAAGUAAACAAUGACUAUGGACGGCUAUUUUGUGUAAAGAUCCCCAGACAAUAUUGAUCCGUUAGUUAAGACAUUAAUAUGGGCUGGAAAAUAUGGGCUUGCGUGGAUUACUCAUGGGCUACUGCCCAUGUAACACCGAGAGCGUACCAAUCACGAGAUCAACGCGGUCCACUACUCCACUAUAAAACAACAUACAUUAUACGUUACAAAGAAGGGUUCAAAAUUCAAAACAGCUUCUCAGAAAAGGAAGAGAUGGCGGGAAACGAAUCUCAGAAGCAAUUCCUAACUCUAAUCCGCGACUUCGCAUCUGAAAAAUCUCAAGGAGAGCGAAGAAUAACAAACCUGAAGAAACGAAGUCAAGAGCUUCAAUCGGAGCUUGAAAUUGCAAACACUGAGGUUGAAAAGGCAAAACAUCAGAAGGAGACUGCUGACCAAGAGCUCAAAGGCUACGAAGUCGAAUUGGCCAGGAAUGAAUCUGCUAUUCAAACCCUAGAGGAAAGGAUCGUUUUUAUUCAAGAUGAAUUAGCAGCCUACGGAUCUGAUGUAGAGGUUCUUAAGAACAAAGAAGCAGAAACUCGAGAUGACUUCAUUGAUAAAAUGUUGGAUCUUAACGCACAGAUAAGGAAAUUCCAUGAGACAAGAGCCUCUAUAUUCCAAAAUUAUAAUUGCAGUGAGUCAGCAUCAAAGCCUGCAGGUCCAGCAAAAGCCAAAGCAGAAGAUGCUGAAGCUGUCAAGAGAGACCUCCAGAAUAAGCUGGCUCAGAUAGUUUCCCAGAUCACUAAGGAAGAAGAGGAAUACCAAGUUGAACAGAAUAUUCAUAGGCAGCUUGAAGAGGAGUUGAGUAUUUUGGAAAAGAAAGCAUCACUGAUAGAGGGAAUCUCAAAAGAAAAUAUGGAAAUGCAGGAGUUAGCCAGGCAGACUUCUGAAUUGGAAAACAGAUGUGCUUCCCUUGGUGAUGAGCUACAAAAGAGGUCGGUGUGUCCCAGUUGCCAUAGGGACAACACAGAGGCAUUAGGUGAAAUUGUUCAAGCAGGCAAUGGAAAUUAGCUUCUUGCUAGUAGUCCCGGACAUUAUGCUGAUGAUAGUCAAAAGCAGGACGUUGAGGUGCUUACAUAUCUGCUCUUAUGUCUUCCACUGGAUUUACUUUUGGCUAAGCUUUGCUCUACUAUAGAUAGGGCUAGUUUGCAUAACUGACAUUCCUAGUUUUUCUACUCACUUCCUCUAUACUUCCAAAGAACAAAUGUAAUGAAAGCUGUAAAAUGAAAACAUACUUUUAUCACGAGGAUAGUAGCAAUUCUGUUCCUUCA